GAGGGCAGGGAGAUAGUGUGAGACAGGAGCCCAGGGGAGAAAGAGAAAAACUAAGACUCAAGGAGCAACGCAAAGCAAAGUCAAGGAGUCAAGACCAGAGUAGCUGAGCAGAGGCCAAGAAGGGUCCGAGAGGGCUGUGCAGCAGCAAUGGCCCUAAGGAUGCUCUGGGCUGGACAGGCUAAGGGGAUCCUAGGAGGCUGGGGGAUCAUCUGCUUGGUGAUGUCUCUACUCCUCCAGCACCCAGGAGUCUACAGCAAGUGCUACUUCCAAGCUCAAGCCCCCUGUCACUAUGAGGGGAAAUAUUUCACCCUGGGCGAGUCUUGGCUCCGCAAAGACUGUUUCCAUUGCACCUGUCUGCAUCCUGUUGGCGUGGGCUGCUGUGACACGUCCCAGCAUCCCAUCGACUUCCCGGCUGGGUGUGAGGUACGUCAGGAGGCAGGAACCUGCCAGUUCUCCUUGGUGCAAAAAUCUGACCCUCGGCUGCCCUGCAAAGGGGGAGGGCCUGACCCAGAAUGGGGCUCAGCCAACACCCCUGUUCCUGGGGCUUCUGCUCCCCACUCCAGCUAAACUCAACUGAUCACCCAUCUGCUGACUGGUCACUGCUGCUGCCACUUCCAGGGAAACCACUAGCA
Molecule: messenger RNA, 632 nt
Organism: Symphalangus syndactylus (siamang)
Lineage: Eukaryota; Metazoa; Chordata; Mammalia; Primates; Hylobatidae
Gene: MSMP
Product: microseminoprotein, prostate associated
Cellular component (GO): cytoplasm
Source: RefSeq, a predicted model, not a curated record